AUGUGUCGCUUGCUGAUUUUCAUACUGAUUGUCCUGUCCCUUGGCAGUUCCAAAAGUUGGUCAGCCAGAGAAGUUAUACAUCAGCUUAACAAAGAUCUGCAACUACAGCUUAAUAUUUACUUGGAUUGCCAAGAUAUGGAGUUACAGUUCAAUCAGGAAGUGCCCAAUUUAAUACUGAAUUCUUUAAGGGAACAAAAGAAAUUAUUGGGUAGGUUCAGUGAGCGUUCUUUAAUCAUCGCCUGUUUGAAAGAAUCUACGGAAAACGAAACUUUAAACAGAGUGGAGAAACUACUCUGGGGAUUACAACACUUACCUAUGAUUUAUAUCAUAAAUUCGAGUUUGGAUUUUUAUUUCGAGCAAGCUUUACACAAGGGCUUUAUUCAUGUGCUGGCCUUGAAUAAUGGAUCGCUGUACACUUACAAACCCUAUCCCAAAAUUAAAAUCCAGCAAAUAAAGGAUAUGCAAGAAUUCUAUGGCUUGACAAAAUUGAGAAAUUUGCAAGGACAGCCGGUUUACACCUCCGUGGAGACGAUGACACCUCGAUGUUUUCACUACACAAAUCGUCAAGGCAAAGUAGUCUAUGCUGGUUACAUGUAUAAGCUGGUAAAAGGGUUUAUUGAAACCUAUAAUGGCACUGAGGAGCAUGUUUUUGGUGAUGUGGAUACCAUACCAUAUAAUAUUGGCUUAAAUGCAUUGGCAAAUGGUGAGAUCGACAUGAUGCCCCGUAUAAUACACGCCUUGGACUGGAAAUAUUUUUACCGCAGUUAUAUUGUAUACAACAUUAAGACAUUUAUUAUGGUACCUUGGGCUGAACCCUUGCCAAAAAGUUUGUACUUUAUCCAACCUUUUGGUUGGCAGGUUUGGAUUACGUUCAUAAUGAGCUUUAUCUAUGCCUCUAUUGCGUUUUGGUGGAUACGAUAUAGGCAGCACGAGGGAUCUUCUCUAUCUUCCACCUUUUUGGAUGUGCUGCAGCUGUUGUUUCAACUUCCUGUGAGCAAAAUUUGGCAUUUUAGUCUGGGAAUACAUCAGGUGCUCAGCUUUAUCGUGCUUUUCACCGUUGGAUUUAUUUUGACCAAUCUCUACACCGCUCAGUUAUCAAGUUCAUUAACAACUGGUUUAUUUAAGAGGCAACUGAACAGCUUUGAUGAUCUAUUUCGUGAGAAACGGAUAUUCCUUGUAGAAAGUUUCGACGCGGAAGUGCUACGCAAUAUGAUUAAAGAAAAGAUAAUUCAACAAGAGUUUCAAAAUAUUACUUUAGUGGCAUCGAUAAAGGAGGUUUUUAAACAGCGAAAGAGUCUGAACACUAGUUACGUCUAUGCGGCCUAUGAAGAUCGCAUUGCAUUUGAACUGCUACAGCAAAAGUAUUUGCGAGUGCCGAUUUUCAAGACAUUGAACGAGGUCUACGACCAAAGGCCGGUUUUUGUCGCACUCCGUCAUGGAUUGCCAUAUAUCGAACUAUUUAACGAUUACCUUCAGAGAACCUGGGUGUCGGGUAUUUGGUUAAAGUUACAGAGAGACGCAAACUUUGAGGGAAUUUCCAGUGGUGAAAUUAGCUUUCGGAAAUCAAAAUCCCGAGAGAUCCAGGUCAUCGACAAAGAAUUUUAUUUUUUUGCCUAUAUUUUACUGGUUCUGGGAUGGUUUGUUGGCACAAUCGUUUUUUUACUGGAGAAGUGUAGAUUUUAUUGCCAGUCAUAA
Messenger RNA from Drosophila elegans, 1695 nucleotides. RefSeq lists its product as uncharacterized. Bases 1 to 1695 code for a protein of 564 amino acids. NCBI's taxonomy places the organism in Eukaryota, Metazoa, Arthropoda, Insecta, Diptera, Drosophilidae. The transcript has a single exon. The record is from RefSeq and is a predicted model, not a curated record.